CCGCCUCCCGGCCGGCGUACUCCUUCUCUGGUGAGUGACCUGCAGCAUCCCGGCCGGUCCUCCCCUCCCUCCCCCGGGCUCCCCGAGCCCGACAGCGGGGCGGACCCCGGAGCGCUCGGGCGGCGGCUGGAUGCUGGGCGACCUUUUGGGAAGAGAAAAGACCUCUGGGAAGAGAUAAGACCUCUGGGAAGAGAUAAGACAGGGUACCCUCCUCCGCCUCAAGAUGCCCGAGCCAGCCCAAGAGUCGGCCUUCCGGCUGGAGACUACAGAAGAUGACCAGGGAGGGGGGUCAGCCGCUGCCGCUGCAGGAGAGAGGGGCUCUAGAGACCAGCUGCCCCCCAUGGAGUCGGAAUACCAGAAGGAGAGCAUAGACUUCGCCCCGCAGAUCAAAGUUAAUCUCAAUUAUCGGAAAGGAAUGGGUCCCAGUCCGACUGAUCCAAACCGUUUUGACCGGGACCGACUCUUCAAAGCAGUGGUGGGGGGGAACCCGGAGAGUCUGGAUGGCCUGCUGGAGUACCUGUUGCUGACCAGCAAGUAUCUCACGGACUCCGAAUUCACAGACGCCUCUACCGGGAAAACGUGCCUGAUGAAAGCCGUGCUGAAUCUCCGGGAGGGGAUGAACGCCUGCAUCCUGCCUCUGCUCCAGAUCGACCUGGCCACCCGGAAUCCCCAGCCCCUCAUCAACGCGGUGUGCACGGGGGACUACUACAAAGGUCAUAGUGCUCUGCACAUCGCCAUUGAGAAGAGAAGUCUCGAGUGUGUGAAGCUGCUGGUGGAGAACGGAGCCGACCUCCACGCGAGGGCCCGUGGGAGGUUUUUUGGGAAAGAACGACAAGGCAUUUGCUUCUAUUUUGGGGAGCUGCCGCUGUCACUGGCCGCCUGCACCAGGCAGUGGGAUAUCGUGUCCUACCUCCUGGAGAAUCCCGACCCUGACCGCCGGGCCCGCCUGGACGCUGUGGACACCUGGGGUAACACGGUCCUCCACGCCUUGGUGAUGAUCGCCGAUGACUCCGUGGAAAACAGCUGCCAGGUGAAUGGCAUGUAUGACUGCAUCCUCCAAGCUGGUGCCCGCCUGUGCCCCUCGGUGAAACUGGAGAACAUCGCUAAUUUCCAGGGGCUGACGCCGUUCAAGCUGGCAGCCAAGGAGGGCAAGAUUGAGGUUUUCAAGCACAUUCUGCAGCGGGAGAUCUCCGGGAAGUACCGGCACCUCUCCCGGAAAUUCACUGAGUGGACCUACGGCCCUGUCCAGGUAUCCCUCUAUGACCUGUCCUCCGUGGACAGCUGCGAGGACAACUCGGUGCUGGAGAUCAUCGCCUUUGGCUGCAAGGCCCCGAAUCGACACAAGAUGGUGACUCUGGAGCCACUGAACAAGCUGCUGCAGGAGAAAUGGGAGUCGUUGGUCACGCGAUUUCGCUUCAAUUUGAUUUCCUACUUCCUGUAUAUGGUGAUCUUCACAAUCGUCACCUACCACCAGCCUGUCCUGGGGAAGAACUUCAUCCCCAUGAAAGCAACCGUGGGCAACUCGAUGCUGCUCAUGGGACACAUCUUCAUUCUCUUUGGGGGAGUCUACCUCUUCUUCGGCCAGCUCCAAUACUUCUGGAGGAGACGCCUGUUCAUCUGGACCUCGUUUAUCGACAGCUACUUUGAGAUUCUCUUCCUGAGCCAGGCACUCACCUCGGUGGUGGCCCAAGUGCUGUGUUUCCUGGAGCUCAGAGUGUACCUGCCCGUGCUGGUUUUCUCCUUGGUGCUGGGUUGGAUAAAUCUUCUCUACUACGCCCGUGGCUUCCAGCAGACUGGUAUCUACAGCGUCAUGAUACAGAAGGUCAUCCUCCGAGAUCUGCUGCGCUUCCUCUUGGUCUACUUCGUCUUCCUGUUCGGCUUUGCCAUAGCGCUGGUGAGCCUGAGCAGGGAAGCCCCCCCGCCCACCUUCUCCAAUCAGUCCCUGGCGGGAGCAGACAACCCCCCCUACGGAGGCUUGGUGGAGGCCUCCCUGGAGCUCUUCAAGUUCACCAUCGGCAUGGGGGAGCUGGAGUUCCACAAGGAGCUGCAGUUCGAGGGCUUCAUCAUGUUCCUGCUUCUGGCCUAUGUGCUGCUCACCUACAUCCUCCUGCUCAACAUGCUCAUCGCCCUCAUGAGCGAGACUGUCAACAGCGUGGCCACGGACAGCUGGAGCAUCUGGAAGCUGCAGAGAGCCAUCUCGGUCCUAGAGAUGGAGAGGGGCUAUUGGUGGUGCAAGAAAAAGAAGGAGCGGUCCGGCAUUCUCCUUACAGUGGGCACCACUCCAGACAAGAAGCCAGAUGAGAGGUGGUGUUUCAGAGUGGAGGAAGUAAACUGGGCCACGUGGGAGAAAGAGCUACAGACACUGAAGGAAGAGCCGGAGAGCACUUUGGAGAUGGGGAAGACCCUCCCCGGCACAACCUGGAAGCGGCUCUUGUCAUCGAGGGCUCAGGCUGAACCGGCCUCUGAGGACCAAGUGCCCCUGAGCACUCUCAGCGCCUGAGGCGGGAUGGCCGCAGCACCUGGAAGCAGCGGGACCCGACACAGAGCUGGGCACACCGGAGGGAAGAGAGACUCUCUUCUCGUGUUCCCGGUGCCCGACUCCAGAAGGAGCUCCUGCACAGGGACCCACGCCGGGGUUUCAUGCUCAAUUCUUGGGUGUUAGAGUAGAGCUGCCUUAGAUGCUUAGGCGGGCCACAACCCUGCUUCUGUGGUGGAAGACACCCCGCAAACCCCUGUCCUUCUCUUUCUGCAUCUGGGAGACGCAGACCUGGAGGAUUUAUCCCAGUGUUAAAUCUACCGCCUGCAAGGCAGUGGUUGGAGCUGGGAGGAUCCGAGGUCUUGCAAGCUGUGUGACCCUGGGCAAGUCAACUAAAUUUUUUCUGAGCCUCAGUUUCUUGAUCUGUAAAAUGGGGAUGAUAAUCCCCCUACCUCACGCAUUUUUGUGAGGGUCAAAUGAGAUAAUAUACAUAAAGUACUCAGCAGACCUCAAAAGCCCCAUAAAAAAGCUAGCUUUUAUUGGGCUUAUGACUAGUAGCAGUUUUAUUAGUAAUACAGUAGUAGCAGCAGCAAUAGUAGAAGUAGUAGUCGCAAUAAUAGUAGUAGUAGUAGUAGUAGUAGUAGCAGCAGUAGUAUCUGCCUAGUACCAUAAAAAAACUGCUGAGUUAGGAGUAAAAAGCCCUGGGUUCUGCUUUUUACUUGCUGUGAGCCUGUGGCUGAUGUUUUCUGGUCUAAAAUGAGGGGUUUGACUUUGACGACUUCGAAUUCUGAUUCUGUGAUCCUGGGGGGGGGGUCUCUGAAGCUCCCCCAAGUCAGUCCCCACUCGGCCCCAAGUGCCUGAAACUGCGAGGGUGGACCCAGGGGAACCAGCUGCAGAGAUGGACGCUCCCCCAUUGUCAUUCUCAGGAAUUGUGACCCUGCCGGGGCCAGGGCACUCGCUCCAGGUCCAGGCUGUGUCUACACCCACAGAGUUGAGAAUGCUGGGAAUUCACUUUCUGAGUAUGUGUAGACAAUGUCUUGGCCAACAAAGAUGGACUCCCCAGUACUUGAAACUGACAGCGCAGGCGAGGCAAGAUGGAUGCAUCUGCCUGGAGAGGCCGGCAUGGGGCAGGGGGUGGUGGGGAUUGUCUAGAAGCCCUUCCAUGGCAAGCUCCCUGAGGGCCAGAUCUCCCCUGACGUCUGGCCCCCGGAGAACCUCCUACUUCACUGGGCCCGAUUUCAUCAGCGUACCUGCCCCCUCCGCGGAGGCAGUCCUACGCUUCUGCCUCGUGGUGGCCAUCGUCCGGGAGCCGGCGUGCCGGUGGUGAACUACUGACCCUUGGUAGGACCCUCCAGAAAAUGACCUUGAAUGUAAACCUGGGAGCGCCGAGGCUGCUCCUGCUCUUAUUUCCCCAGCCCCUAGAACGUGGAAUUGUGGGUGCUUCUUAAAUGUGAGUCAAUUGGCUACUUGCUGUAGCCUUCAAGUUAACUCCACAAUGCAGUGAGGCUCUGUAGGAGGCCAUUAGUGAAACGGCACCUGUAAGAGACACCGAAUGAUCGAUUCCCGAGGCUGGCAUUUACAGCCUCUCCAACAGUCAGAAUCCAUGCUCGCUCCUCCUGUAAGGGCCCCCGCUUUAUUCCAGCCAAACCGGACGACCAGCCGUCUCCUUCAACUGCCGUUCCAGCCGUCACCCCGAUGACCGGCCGGCAGCGCCCGCUGGGCCCAUCUUGGACUGUGCCAGUGCCAGCCUCCGCUGGGGCUCCACUGCUUCCCAAGUCCUGGGCCCAUCAGCUGGAAGGGGGCUCUCCCUCCUCCCCUUUUCCUGGAAUUAUCUGGAUCUUCUGUCUGUCUUCAUCGUGCCACAGUUCCUAAGUUCCUGAUUUCUGUACAUAUCCUCUUCCUUCAAGUAGCCGCUAAGAUCACUGAGGGAACGAUCUUUGUCAUUUCUCAUCUUUGUAUUCUCGGGGCGUCCUAGCACUUGUCUUGUACUUCAUAGGUAUCAAAUAACUUUGUAUUGAUUUGAAUCAAUUAAUAUAUGCUCUCCGUAGCACAUGCAAUAAAUUAUGUAAUUAAACGCGAAUCCAUCUCCACCUCUUCCGGGAUGACUCGGAGCUAUGUGUUUUGGCUAAACCUGGGUCCUCAGCUACGGCCUGCAAACAUCACGUACCUCGUGUGUCCCAGUCAGAACUCCGCCUCUCCCUCCCUAACCCUCUCCUCCUCCUGCCAGUGUCCUUAUUUCCGCAGGGGGCACCAACAUCCUUCCAGACACCCAGGCUUGUAAUGUACUCUAAUAACUGCCUAAGUCUCGUCCAUCCCUGUUCCUCCCGACCUCUCUCUACAGAGAUCCCUUUGUAGGUGCUUAAUAAAUGCCUCUUGACCUGCCUCCUCUUGCCCCUCCCCAAAUCAGUUCUUAAUCAUUCCCACUUCCACUUUGAUCUCCAAUUGGCGUAAUAGAACAGGCACAGAUAUGACCAGGUCACUUUUCUGCUUAGAGCUCUUCAGUGACUUUUUUUUUUUUUUUAAAGAAAAUUUAGGUUAAGUGACUUGGCCAGGGUCACCCGGCUACUAAGUGUCUGAGGUUGGGAUUUGAACUCCCGCUCAUGCUCUAUUCACGCGCCACCUCGCUGUCCCUUUGGUGGCUUCCCACAAAGAUGGUUCUUUGGUCCCCCAGUGCCUCUGAAGGUCCCCGGCACACAGUAGGCAUUUAAUAAAGGCGUGUAGAAAGAAUGAUGAAUGUGAAGAGGACACGUUGACAUUCACUGAUCCGGCCAGUCCGUCCCUUCCCCAUUGUCAUAGUUUGCUAUGAAUCUCUCUAUGAAAGGGAAGGCAGCUCAGAAAACAUCCAGACCGAGGAGUCAGAAUAGCUAGGUUCGAGGGUGUGCUGGUAAAUGGUUAACAAGCAGCUCUAUGAAAAAAUGUAUAAGCAACAAUUUUAAAUUUAAUUAAAUGCUUAACAUUUUCUCUACCGUUUUAAAUCGAUAGAACAAUAAAGCAAAUCUCUGUUUAUGGAGUCUGCCCGUUUCUGAGGGGUUCAGCGCUCACACUGAAAACUUGAACAAUAACUGGUUGGAGCUCCCUGGGCUCACAUCCAGCUGGAGCACCCACUAGCUGUGGGUAGUCAUUUUUAAUUUAUUUUAAUCUUUAAUGUUCUGAUGUGCUCUCUCCCCUUUGAAUACGAGCUCCCUGAAGCCAGUUUAACACACUGGUCGGCAUGUGGUAACUCAAUAGUUCUGCACACAGUAGGCACUUAAUAAAUGCUUGGGGGCCGUUCCGCAGAAAGCGCUUAAUAAAUCCUUCCUUUCUCUUUUCCCCGCCCCUUUUCUUCUCUAUUAAAUGAAGCCCGGCAUCUGCCUGCAGGAGAAAACCAGACCCUGCCGCCACGCCCCUCCCCCCACCCCCGCUCCCGAGGCUGAGGGAGGGGACGGAGCGGAGUUGGGCAGUUUCUUUAGAUCGGACGAUUCCAUUGCAGUGAGCCCCCUACGCCUCCCCCCGCCGCCCUCAGGAUGGUAUGGCCCAGCACGUUAAGAACGCCGGCCGGCGCACGCUCGUUCUUUCUGCCGCGCUCGCCGCCAUGGAACCGUGCUGUCAACCGGGCCGUGGGCCGCGGCCUGACUCGGCGUUGGCUUUCGAGCCGGGGUAGCGAAGCGUGCGUCACCGCCGCUGCGGAAGGGCAGCAGCUGAAGCAGGAGACGAGACUCCCGGAAGAGUAGCUGGAGCCGCUGUCGGAGGCGCCCUGCCGGGAGGAGCUCCCUCAGGAAAGGUGAUCUUCUCAGCAAGGGAAUCUGUAUGAUGUGACUUCGGUUGUUAGAGAGCAGAACAUCAGUUGAGCGGCCGACUAAGGCCAUCAGAGACUUGGAUUUGGAGAGAAAUCUACCCCUCAAUGUCAGUGCCCUUUGGAUAACAUCUUGAAGACUUCUUAGAGUGACAUUGUUUGGCUUCCAGUGGAUUUCAUGAAAUUUAUAUCCAGUAGUUGCUUGGCCAGAAGUAUUUUAGGAUGGAGUUGUUUGAUCAUACGUUGUUUACUGUAAACAUUCUGCUAAAAGGUUUAUUUUAAUGUAGCCAAGCCAAGAGAUCUUUGGGAUCAAUGGUAAUUGAUGUUCUGACCCUUGGCCAUAUCCUUGUGUACUUUGGAAAGGAAAGGCCUAAAAGGAAAUGGUAGAAUUGACACUAGCAUGUGCAGAAGUAGUUUCUUGCCUCACUGCUUCCAGAAUUACAAAAUCCUUUUUUUCCCUGUCAGAAUUUCCCUACCCAUCUUGCAUUAGUGUCUUGGCAACUCUCAUCACUUGCAGUGGUAGCCUCAGGCAAAAAGUCAUUCUGACAUUGAGACAGAAUAAAAGUUGGAGCUGAAAAAGGAAGAGUGACCUAUGGCAUUGCUUAAUUACAAAGAGCUAUAACAACUUCUGGUUUCCAAGAACAUUGCUAAGCUGUUCUGAUCAACUAAAUGAACCAUGCAGAGUUCAGUGUUUGUGCUAAUUAAAUUUCUUAUCUGGGCGUAGAAUAUAGCAACUGAAGGCAUUGAUUUUAUUAAGCUCAUUUUAAUUAAAAUCUCAGAAAGUAUGUUUUUGUUCCAUUUGUGUUAUAUAAAGUCUUAGCCACAAAUAAAAUUGUAAACAGUUUGCAAAAAAGCCAAACUAAAGCAAA
Molecule: messenger RNA, 7117 nt
Organism: Antechinus flavipes (yellow-footed antechinus)
Lineage: Eukaryota; Metazoa; Chordata; Mammalia; Dasyuromorphia; Dasyuridae
Gene: TRPV2
Product: transient receptor potential cation channel subfamily V member 2
Exons: 20
Coding region: 224-2500 (758 amino acids)
Biological process (GO): calcium ion import across plasma membrane
Cellular component (GO): membrane
Molecular function (GO): protein binding; calcium channel activity
Source: RefSeq, a predicted model, not a curated record